Necator americanus (New World hookworm) is the source of this 249-nucleotide messenger RNA. RefSeq lists its product as uncharacterized. NCBI's taxonomy places the organism in Eukaryota, Metazoa, Nematoda, Chromadorea, Rhabditida, Ancylostomatidae. The transcript is spliced from 2 exons. The coding region runs from base 1 to 249 and encodes 82 amino acids. The record is from RefSeq and is a predicted model, not a curated record.
AUGGCAAGUGUGCCUGUCAAGCUUAGCGGUCGCGCUGAUCUCCGAUUUGAGGACCGCGUAUUGUCGGACCAUAAGAUCCAAGUUGAUCAAGUGGAAGAUCAAGAAUAUUGCUCCAAGAUGGUCCAAGAGGUCAGUGGGCCAGAGUUACCUGCUCCCGUGUCGGAAUCGUCCAGCGAUGACAAAGUGGAGCCCAAAACGAAAACGAGGAAAAUACGAAAGGAACAGAGAGAAAAUAGUCGCGUGGACUAA